Messenger RNA from Trichoderma atroviride IMI 206040, 2220 nucleotides. RefSeq lists its product as uncharacterized. Gene Ontology annotation, biological process: carbohydrate transport; transmembrane transport. The record is from RefSeq and is a predicted model, not a curated record. Gene Ontology annotation, cellular component: membrane. Lineage: Eukaryota; Fungi; Ascomycota; Sordariomycetes; Hypocreales; Hypocreaceae. Gene Ontology annotation, molecular function: carbohydrate:proton symporter activity.
CUCCCGGCAUCGACAAAGAGGCCAUUGAGCCCCCCGACGCCCGGCCUCGACCGCCAAAUCGAGCAGAACGCUGCAUCGGCGCCAUCAUGGCGGGAUCCUCGGGCUCUAUCCAUGGCCUUACAGGCAAGGCCUUGCUGUAUUUUACAAGUAUAUUCGUCUCACUCGGCGUUUUCCUUUUCGGAUAUGAUCAGGGUGUCAUGUCGGGCAUUAUCACCGGCCCGUAUUUCAUCGACUACUUUAACCACCCGUCCAAGGCCGAGGUCGGGACAAUGGUUGCUAUUCUCGAAAUAGGAGCCUUCAUCUCGUCCCUUGUUGUUGGCCGUGUUGGUGACAUCAUCGGCCGGCGACGAACCAUCUUGUAUGGUUCCUGCAUCUUCUUCGUCGGAGGAGCGUUGCAGACGCUCGCCACGUCCAUGUCGAUGAUGAUGGUUGGGCGAAUAGUCGCUGGUCUCGGCGUCGGCAUGCUUUCUACCAUUGUCCCUGUCUACCAGUCCGAGAUUUCCCCCCCUCACAACCGCGGCAAACUUGCUUGUAUCGAGUUUUCUGGCAAUAUCAUCGGAUACACGACUUCCGUAUGGGUCGACUACGGCUGCGGGUUCAUCGAGAGCAACUUGUCAUGGCGCAUUCCUCUCAUGAUGCAAUGUAUCAUGGGAGCACUUUUGGGGUUGGGAAGCUUGAUCAUUGUGGAAUCACCCAGAUGGCUCCUGGACAAUGACCAUGAUGAAGAAGGCAUGGUUGUCAUUGCUAACCUUUAUGGCGGCGGCGAUAUUCAUAAUGCCAAGGCGCGCGACGAGUAUCGCGAGAUCAAAAUGGAUGUCCUUCUUCAGCGUCAAGAAGGUGAGAGAUCGUAUACUGACAUGUUUCGCCGAUAUCGCACUCGAGUUUUCAUCGCAAUGUCUGCGCAGGGUCUUGCGCAGCUCAACGGAAUCAACGUCAUUUCAUACUACGCUCCAUACGUCUUUGAAUCUGCUGGUUGGGUUGGCCACGAUGCCGUUCUCAUGACUGGUUUCAACGGCAUCACUUACUUCCUUUCUACCAUUCCGCCCUGGUAUCUUGUGGAUCGAUGGGGUCGACGAAUGAUUCUUCUCACUGGCGCCGUCUUCAUGGCCAUCUCACUGUCUCUCAUCUCGUACUUCCUCUAUCUUGACAUCAAAUGGACCCCUAGGCUGGUCGUUCUGUUUGUCAUGAUAUACAAUGCUGCCUUUGGCUACUCAUGGGGACCUAUCCCCUGGCUCUACCCCCCCGAAAUCCUGCCUCUUAGCAUUCGCUCCAAGGGUGCCAGCUUGUCGACUGCAACGAACUGGGCCUUCAACUGGCUCGUUGGAGAAAUGACACCGAUUCUGCAAGAGUGGAUUAAAUGGCGCUUGUAUCUCGUCCAUGCCUUCUUUUGUGUUGCUAGUUUUAUAAUUGUCUACUUUGUCUACCCAGAGACUUGUGGUGUCCGUCUCGAAGAGAUGGACUCGCUAUUCGGGGACGCCAGCACUGUGGCUACCCCGUCUAUUCGUGCAGAAACCGGGUCACUCAUCCGAGGAGGAUCGCCUAUUGGAUCCAGCCGUACGCCAUUUCGCUCAACUACACCCAUCCCAGGGCUCACCCUUGACCCUCCCGAUGGCAAUGAUAGCAAACCCAACCAGAGUGGUGGUGGCGACGACCGAAGCAUUAGUGGAUGGUUAUCAAGGGUCGUUAAUCGCGGCCGUUCAGGCAGUUCGAGUAGCGGCCAAGGGCGGUAUGCUCCAAUCGGCCAAGAAGACGAGGGUCGCAAUGACAACUAACGUGGGGUCGCCGUUCUCAUUUCUCUUGGAGUACCUCUAUAGAUCUUUUCUUUUUAUUUGAAUUUUCUUUCUUGGGCACAUAGAUAGCGGAGCGAAGCAUGUAUGCCAUGCUUGGCGUUCUAUUAGGUAUAGAACUCGAGCCUAGACUCCUUGCCAACAUAAGACGACUGGUUUUGGUAUAUAAGACGGACAUUAGCUGCAUAGACUGCACCUAUGCUGAGGAAGAGAAGAAUAAGCGUAACAGUUUGCAAGAUAAAGGGCAGUAUCGGCCUUUGGGAAUCCCCUACGCCGAUUCGAAGAGGUUUUGAGCGCUGGUUUAGGCAAGACGUGGUUUCAACGAGCCUCUGUUCUGAAACUACACUGUAAUUGGAACACAAAAAACUUAUCUGUAUUAAUGAUGGAUAGUUGGUAAUAGCGAUGUUGUGGGCAUUAUCCAAGCGACUGCUUC